UUGACCAAACUGCUUCACUAUGAAGCUUUGUUCAAAUACAGUUUCCUUUGUGUUACUGGUUCUUCUUGCAGUAUUAUCAUUAGGAUUUGCUUGUACUGAUGGAAGCAUUCGCUUAGUUGGAGGAACGAAUAAUCUAGAAGGACGUGUUGAAGUAUGCAGUGGUGGAUCAUGGGGUACUGUCUGUGAUGAUUACUGGGACAUCAGUGAUGCAACUGUUGUCUGUAGACAACUUGGAUAUGAAUCAGCUGUAUCUGCCCUGGGGAGUGCCUACUUUGGACAAGGAAGUGGAUCAAUUGUGAUGGACAAUGUCCAGUGUGAUGGAAGUGAAUCUUACCUUACAAACUGUACACACAUCACAAAUCACAACUGUGUUCAUGCUGAAGAUGCAGGAGUCAGAUGUGCAGCAUGUACUACUGGAUCAAUCCGUCUUGUUGGUGGUUCACAUGAUUGGGAAGGAAGAGUGGAAGUGUGUGAUAGUGGAUCAUGGGGCACGGUCUGUGAUGAUCUCUGGGACUCCCCUGAUGCAGCAGUAGUGUGUAGACAACUAGGCUGGGGAACAAGUGGAACUGCUCGAUCAAAUGCCUACUUUGGUCAGGGUACUGGUAGUAUCCUCCUGGAUGAUGUUCAGUGCACAGGAACAGAAGAGUUUUUGACAAACUGCACACACUUGAGUACUCACAACUGUGGACACUAUGAGGAUGCUGGAGUAUCUUGUGAUGUUUGUACUUCUGGUUCUCUGCGUCUUAUUGGUGGAUCAAACUCUAGCGAGGGAAGAGUUGAACUGUGUCAAAAUGGAAGGUGGGGUACAGUGUGUGAUGACUCGUGGGACAACACUGAUGCUGGAGUUGUUUGUAGACAGCUUGGUCUAGGAACAAGUGGGACAGCUCGCAGCAGUGCAUACUUUGGUCAGGGAAAUGGAUCAAUAUUAUUGGAUGAUGUUGCAUGUGAUGGAACUGAACAAUUUCUUGCAAACUGCUCACACACCUCAAAUCACAACUGUGGACAUUCAGAAGAUGCUGGAGUGACUUGUUCAACACCUCCAGCUUGCUAUGAUGGAUCCAUUCGUCUUGUUGGUGGUGCAAACAGUUUGGAGGGACGUGUUGAGGUAUGCAGUGGUGGAGCAUGGGGUACAGUCUGUGAUGACUACUGGGAUUCGACUGAUGCUGGAGUUGUAUGUAGACAGCUGGGAUAUGGUUCAGGAACUUCGUUUGGUAGUGCCUACUUUGGACAAGGAAAUGGAUCAAUUGUGUUGGACGAUGUCCAGUGUGUUGGAAGUGAAUCUUACCUUACAAACUGUACACACAUCACAAAUCACAACUGUGCUCACUCUGAAGAUGCUGGAGUCAGAUGUGCCUAUUGCACUACUGGAUCAAUCCGUCUUGUUGGUGGUUCACACGAUUGGGAAGGAAGAGUGGAAGUGUGUGAUAGUGGAUCAUGGGGCACUGUCUGUGAUGAUUACUGGGGCUCCCCUGAUGCAGCAGUAGUGUGUAGACAACUAGGCUGGGGAACAAGUGGAACUGCUCGAUCAAGUGCCUACUUUGGUCAGGGUACUGGUAGUAUCCUCCUGGAUGAUGUUCAUUGCACAGGAACAGAAGAGUUUUUGACAAACUGCACACACUCGAGUACUCACAACUGUGGACACUAUGAGGAUGCUGGAGUAUCUUGUGAUGUUUGUACUUCUGGUUCUCUGCGUCUUGUUGGUGGAUCAAACUCGAACGAGGGAAGAGUGGAACUGUGUCAAAAUGGAAGGUGGGGUACAGUGUGUGAUGACUUCUGGGAUUCGACUGAUGCUGGUGUUGUAUGUAGACAGCUGGGAUAUGAUUCAGGAACUGCAUUUGGUAGUGCCUACUUUGGACAAGGAAAUGGAUCAAUUGUGAUGGACAAUGUCCAGUGUGAUGGAAGUGAAUCUUACCUUACAAACUGUACACACAUCACAAAUCACAACUGUGCUCACUCUGAAGAUGCAGGAGUCAGAUGUGCUUAUUGCACUACUGGAUCAAUCCGUCUUGUUGGUGGUUCACACGAUUGGGAAGGAAGAGUGGAAGUAUGUGAUAGUGGAUCAUGGGGCACUGUCUGUGAUGAUUUCUGGGGCUCCCCUGAUGCAGCAGUAGUGUGUAGACAACUAGGCUGGGGAACAAGUGGAACUGCUCGAUCAAGUGCCUACUUUGGUGAGGGUACUGGUAGUAUCCUCCUGGAUGAUGUUCAUUGCACAGGAACAGAAGAGUUUUUGACAAACUGCACACACUCGAGUACUCACAACUGUGGACACUAUGAGGAUGCUGGAGUAUCUUGUGAUGUUUGUACUUCUGGUUCUCUUCGUCUUGUUGGUGGAUCAAACUCGAAUGAGGGAAGAGUGGAACUGUGUCAAAAUGGAAAGUGGGGUACAGUGUGUGAUGACUUGUGGGACAACACUGAUGCUGGAGUUGUAUGUAGACAGCUUGGUCUAGGAACAAGUGGGACAGCUCGCAGCAGUGCAUACUUUGGUCAGGGAAAUGGAUCAAUACUAUUGGAUGAUGUUGCAUGUGAUGGAACUGAACAAUUUCUUACAAACUGCACACACACCUCAAAUCACAACUGUGGGCAUUCAGAGGAUGCCGGAGUGACUUGUCCAGGUCCAGCAUGUACUACUGGAUCAAUCCGUCUUGUUGACGGUUCACAUGAUUGGGAAGGAAGAGUGGAAGUGUGUGAUAGUGGAUCAUGGGGCACUGUCUGUGAUGAUCUCUGGGACUCCCCUGAUGCAGCAGUAGUGUGUAGACAACUAGGCUGGGGAACAAGUGGAACUGCUCGAUCAAGUGCCUACUUUGGUCAGGGUACUGGUAGUAUCCUCCUGGAUAAUGUUCAGUGCACAGGAACAGAAGAGUUUUUGACAAACUGCACACACUUGAGUACUCACAACUGUGGACACUAUGAGGAUGCUGGAGUAUCUUGUGACGUUUGUACUUCUGGUUCUCUGCGUCUUGUUGGUGGAUCAAACUCAAACGAGGGAAGAGGACGUGUUGAGGUAUGCAGUAGUGGAGCGUGGGGUACAGUUUGCGAUGAUUACUGGGAUUCAACUGAUGCUGGUGUUGUAUGUAGACAGCUGGGAUAUGAUUCAGGAACUGCAUUUGGUAGUGCCUACUUUGGACAAGGAAAUGGAUCAAUUGUGAUGGACAAUGUCCAGUGUGAUGGAAGUGAAUCUUACCUUACAAACUGUACACACAUCACAAAUCACAACUGUGGUCACUCUGAAGAUGCAGGAGUCAGAUGUGCUUAUUGCACUACUGGAUCAAUCCGUCUUGUUGGUGGUUCACACGAUUGGGAAGGAAGAGUGGAAGUGUGUGAUAGUGGAUCAUGGGGCACUGUCUGUGAUGAUCUCUGGGGCUCCCCUGAUGCAGCAGUAGUGUGUAGACAACUAGGCUGGGGAACAAGUGGAACUGCUCGAUCAAGUGCCUACUUUGGUCAGGGUACUGGUAGUAUCCUCCUGGAUAAUGUUCAGUGCACAGGAACAGAAGAGUUUUUGACAAACUGCACACACUUAAGUACUCACAACUGUGGACACUAUGAGGAUGCUGGAGUAUCUUGUGACGUUUGUACUUCUGGUUCUCUGCGUCUUGUUGGUGGAUCAAACUCAAACGAGGGAAGACACUAUGAGGAUGCUGGAGUAUCUUGUGACGUUUGUACUUCUGGUUCUCUGCGUCUUGUUGGUGGAUCAAACUCAAACGAGGGAAGAGUGGAACUAUGUCAAAAUGGAAGGUGGGGUACAGUGUGUGAUGACUCGUGGGACAACACUGAUGCUGGAGUUGUAUGUAGACAGCUUGGUCUAGGAACAAGUGGGACAGCUCGCAGCAGUGCAUACUUUGGUCAGGGAAAUGGAUCAAUAUUAUUGGAUGAUGUUGCAUGUGAUGGAACUGAACAAUUUCUUACAAACUGCACACACACCUCAAAUCACAACUGUGGACACUCUGAAGACGCCGGAGUGACUUGUCCAGGUCCAGCAUGUACUGCUGGAUCAAUCCGUCUUGUUGGUGGUUCACACGAUUGGGAAGGAAGAGUGGAAGUGUGUGAUAGUGGAUCAUGGGGCACCAUCUGUGAUGAUCUCUGGGACUCCCCUGAUGCAGCAGUAGUGUGUAGACAACUAGGCUGGGGAACAAGUGGAACUGCUCGAUCAAAUGCGUACUUUGGUCAGGGUACUGGUAGUAUCCUCCUGGAUAAUGUUCAGUGCACAGGAACAGAAGAGUUUUUGACAAACUGCACACACUUGAGUACUCACAACUGUGGACACUAUGAGGAUGCUGGAGUAUCUUGUGAUGUUUGUACUUCUGGUUCUCUGCGUCUUGUUGGUGGAUCAAACUCGAACGAGGGAAGAGUGGAACUGUGUCAAAAUGGAAGGUGGGGUACAGUGUGUGAUGACUUCUGGGAUUCGACUGAUGCUGGUGUUGUAUGUAGACAGCUGGGAUAUGAUUCAGGAACUGCAUUUGGUAGUGCCUACUUUGGACAAGGAAAUGGAUCAAUUUUGUUGGACAAUGUCCAGUGUGUUGGAAGUGAAUCUUACCUUACAAACUGUACACACAUUACAAAUCACAACUGUGGUCACUCUGAAGAUGCAGGAGUCAGAUGUGCUUAUUGCACUACUGGAUCAAUCCGUCUUGUUGGUGGUUCACACGAUUGGGAAGGAAGAGUGGAAGUGUGUGAUAGUGGAUCAUGGGGUACUGUCUGUGAUGAUUACUGGGGCUCCCCUGAUGCAGCAGUAGUGUGUAGACAACUAGACUGGGGAACAAGUGGAACUGCUCGAUCUAGUGCCUACUUUGGUCAGGGUACUGGUAGUAUCCUCCUGGAUGAUGUUCAGUGCACAGGAACAGAAGAGUUUUUGACAAACUGCACACACUUGAGUACUCACAACUGUGGACACUAUGAGGAUGCUGGAGUAUCUUGUGAUGUUUGUACUUCUGGUUCUCUGCGUCUUGUUGGUGGAUCAAACUCAAACGAGGGAAGAGUGGAACUGUGUCAAAAUGGAAGGUGGGGUACAGUGUGUGAUGACUCGUGGGACAACACUGAUGCUGGAGUU
This is a messenger RNA of Amphimedon queenslandica, 5044 nucleotides long. Its product is annotated as deleted in malignant brain tumors 1 protein-like. The annotation marks the transcript as partial. NCBI's taxonomy places the organism in Eukaryota, Metazoa, Porifera, Demospongiae, Haplosclerida, Niphatidae. The transcript is spliced from 35 exons. The record is from RefSeq and is a predicted model, not a curated record. Gene Ontology annotation, cellular component: membrane.